CUCACAACCUUCUCCGAUUACCAGUGAGCCUGCCACUACAAAUGAACGAACUUCAGCAGUCACAGACGGGCAAAUAUCUUCCACUACCGUUGGACUCUCACCUACCCAGAGAACUGAAAGUACAACUGCAGACCCAUCUGACUCCACAACUGCAGCGGGAACGACCGCUGAAGAACACACAACAACGUUAGAAAUGACAAGUAUUCCAGAGAAAGCAUCUACCAUUGUUACACAAGAACCAUCAGCUAGCACAGAGACUGUGACAAGCUCGUCUCCCACAAUCACUUCUGGGCACACAUCUGUGUACUCUGACGUUACAAGUGAGUCUCUAACUAGCACUGCUGGUACCUCAACAUCAAGUAUUGCAUCAACAACAACUUCUGAAGCAAACACAUCUGCUGAAGAAUCAACAUCGACCUCAGCUGGUUUAACAAGUGCAAAUGUGGAAGCUACGUUUUCAACAUCGGGAGUGACUAUGACACCAGAAACAGCCAAAGAUACAAUGGAAACAACUACAGCUAUGUCCUCAGGUGUAACAGAAACUUCAACCAGUACCUCGACGGAAACAAGUCCCUCACAACCUUCUACAAUUACCAGUGAGCCUGCCACUACAAAUGAAAGAACUUCAGCAGUCACAGACGGGCAAAUAUCUUCCACUACCGUUGGACUCUCAUCUACCCAGAGAACUGAAAGUACAACUGCAGACCCAACUGACUCCACAACUGCAGCGGGAACGACCGCUGAAGAACACACAACAACGUUAGAAAUGACAAGUAUUCCAGCUGAAGCAUCUACCAUUGUUACACAAGAACCAUCAGCUAGCACAGAGACUGUGACAAGCCCGUCUCCCACAAUCACUUCUGGUCACACAUCAGUGUCCUCUGACGUUACAAGUGAGUCUCUAACUAGCACUGCUGGUACCUCAACAUCAAGUAAGGCAUCAACAACAACUUCUGAAGAAAGCACAUCUGCUGAAGAAUCAACAUCGACCUCAGCUGGUUUAACAAGUGCAAAUGUGGAAGCUACGUUUUCAACAUCGGGAGUGACUAUGACACCAGAAACAGCCAAAGAUACAAUGGAAACAACUACAGCUAUGUCCUCAGGUGUAACAGAAACUUCAACCAGUACCUCGCCGGAAACAAGUCCCUCACAACCUUCUACGAUUACCAGUGACCCUGCCACUACAAAUGAACGAACUUCAGCAGUCACAGACGGGCAAAUAUCUUCCACUACCGUUGGACUCUCAUCUACCCAGAGAACUGAAAGUACAACUGCAGACCCAACUGACUCCACAACUGCAGCGGGAACGACCCCUGAAGAACGCACAACAACGUUAGAAAUGACAACAUUUUCAGCUGAAACAGCUACCAUGGUUACACAAGAACCAUCAGCUAGCCCAGAGACUGUGACAAGCCCAUCUCCCACAAUUACUUCUGGUCACACAUCAGUGCCCUCUGACGUUACAAGUGAGUCUCUAACUAGCACUGCUGGUACCUCAACUCCAAGUAAGGGAUCAACAACUUCUGAAGUAAACACAUCUGCUGAAGAAUCGAAAGCGACCUCAGCUAGUUUAACAACUGCGGAAGCUACGUUUUCAACAUCGGGAGUGACCAUGACACCAGAAUCAACCAAAGACACAAUGGAAACAACUACAGCUAUGUCCUCAGGUGUAACAGAAACUUCAACCAGUACCUCGCCGGAAACAAGUCCCUCACAACCUUCUACGAUUACCAGUGAGCCUGCCACUACAAAUGAACGAACUUCAGCAGUCACAGACGGGCAAAUAUCUUCCACUACCGUUGGACUCUCAUCUACCCAGAGAACUGAAAGUACAACUGCAGACCCAACUGACUCCACAACUGCAGCGGGAACGACCGCUGAAGAACACACAACAACGUUAGAAAUGACAAGUAUUCCAGCUGAAGCAUCUACCAUUGUUACACAAGAACCAUCAGCUAGCACAGAGACUGUGACAAGCCCGUCUCCCACAAUCACUUCUGGGCACACAUCAGUGUCCUCUGACGUUACAAGUGAGUCUCUAACUAGCACUGCUGGUACCUCAACAUCAAGUAAGGGAUCAACAACUUCUGAAGUAAACACAUCUGCUGAAGAAUCGAUAGCGACCUCAGCUAGUUUAACAACAGCGGAAGCUACGUUUUCAACAUCGGGAGUGACCAUGACACCAGAAUCAACCAAAGACACAAUGGAAACAACUACAGCUAUGUCCUCAGGUGUAACAGAAACUUCAACCAGUACCUCGCCGGAAACAAGUCCCUCACAACCUUCUACAAUUACCAGUGAGCCUGCCACUACAAAUGAACGAACUUCAGCAGUCACAGACGGGCAAAUAUCUUCCACUACCGUUGGACUCUCAUCUACCCAGAGAACUGAAAGUACAACUGCAGACCCAACUGACUCCACAACUGCAGCGGGAACGACCGCUGAAGAACACACAACAACGUUAGAAAUGACAAGUAUUCCAGCUGAAGCAUCUACCAUUGUUACAGAAGAACCAUCAGCUAGCACAGAGACUGUGACAAGCCCGUCUCCCACAAUCACUUCUGGUCACACAUCAGUGUCCUCUGACGUUACAAGUGAGUCUCUAACUAGCACUGCUGGUACCUCAACAUCAAGUAAGGCAUCAACAACAACUUCUGAAGAAAGCACAUCUGCUGAAGAAUCAACAUCGACCUCAGCUGGUUUAACAAGUGCAAAUGUGGAAGCUACGUUUUCAACAUCGGGAGUGACUAUGACACCAGAAACAGCCAAAGAUACAAUGGAAACAACUACAGCUAUGUCCUCAGGUGUAACAGAAACUUCAACCAGUACCUCGCCGGAAACAAGUCCCUCACAACCUUCUACAAUUACCAGUGAGCCUGCCACUACAAAUGAACGAACUUCAGCAGUCACAGACGGGCAAAUAUCUUCCACUACCGUUGGACUCUCAUCUACCCAGAGAACUGAAAGUACAACUGCAGACCCAACUGACUCCACAACUGCAGCGGGAACGACCCCUGAAGAACGCACAACAACGUUAGAAAUGACAACAUUUUCAGCUGAAGCAUCUACCAUUGUUACACAAGAACCAUCAGCUAGCACAGAGACUGUGACAAGCCCGUCUCCCACAAUCACUUCUGGUCACACAUCAGUGCCCUCUGACGUUACAAUGCCCUCUGACGUUACAAGUGAGUCUCUAACUAGCACUGCUGGUACCUCAACACCAAGUAAGGGAUCAACAACUUCUGAAGUAAACACAUCUGCUGAAGAAUCGAUAGCGACCUCAGCUAGUUUAACAACUGCGGAAGCUACGUUUUCAACAUCGGGAGUGACCAUGACACCAGAAUCAACCAAAGACACAAUGGAAACAACUACAGCUAUGUCCUCAGGUGUAACAGAAACUUCAACCAGUACCUCGCCGGAAACAAGUCCCUCACAACCUUCUACAAUUACCAGUGAGCCUGCCACUACAAAUGAACUAACUUCAGCAGUCACAGACGGGCAAAUAUCAAUCAACAUCGACCACAGCUGGUUUAACAACUGCAACUGUGGAAGCUACGUUUUCAACAUCGGGAGUGACCAUGACACCAGAAACAGCCAAAGACACAAUGGAAACAACUACAGCUAUGUCCUCAGGUGUAACAGAAACUUCAACCAGUACCUCGCCGGAAACAAGUCCCUCACAACCUUCUACGAUUACCAGUGA
This is a messenger RNA of Salmo salar (Atlantic salmon), 3703 nucleotides long. The record is from RefSeq and is a predicted model, not a curated record. NCBI's taxonomy places the organism in Eukaryota, Metazoa, Chordata, Actinopteri, Salmoniformes, Salmonidae.